Molecule: messenger RNA, 1706 nt
Organism: Suncus etruscus (white-toothed pygmy shrew)
Lineage: Eukaryota; Metazoa; Chordata; Mammalia; Eulipotyphla; Soricidae
Gene: NHERF1
Product: NHERF family PDZ scaffold protein 1
Exons: 6
Coding region: 125-1177 (350 amino acids)
Biological process (GO): protein localization to plasma membrane
Cellular component (GO): apical plasma membrane
Molecular function (GO): signaling receptor binding; protein-membrane adaptor activity
Source: RefSeq, a predicted model, not a curated record
UCUCGACCGCGUUCCGUUGACAGCUGCUCGGAGAACCGCGGAGCCUCGGAGCGAUCGGAUCCGCGCCCCGGUGCCCGGCUCCCCUCUCCUGCCGAGCCGACGUCUCCGAUCUCCGGGGAGCACGAUGAGCGGCGACUCGGCGGCCUCCGCCUCGGGGGAGCCCCUGCCCCGGCUGUGCUGCCUGGAGAAGGGCCCGAACGGCUACGGCUUCCACCUGCACGGGGAGAAGGGCAAGCUGGGCCAGUUCAUCCGGCUGGUGGAGCCCGACUCGCCGGCCGAGAAGGCGGGGCUGCUGGCGGGAGACCGGCUGGUGGAGGUGAACGGCGACAACGUGGAGCAGGAGACGCACCAGCAGGUGGUGGGCCGCAUCCGCGCCGCCCCCGACGCCGUGCGCCUGCUGGUGGUCGACCCCGAAGCCGACGCCCGGCUGCAGAAGCUCGGCCUCCGGGCCCGCGCCCCCGACGGACCCCCCAGCGCCCCCGCCGAGCCCCAGGAGCUGCCCGAUGGCGCGCCCGAGAAGCGCCCCCCGGAGCGGCCCGAGCUUCGGCCUCGCCUAUGUGCCAUGAAGAAGGGCCCCAACGGGUAUGGCUUCAACCUGCACAGUGACAAGUCCAGGCCUGGCCAGUUCAUCCGAGCCGUGGAUGCCAGCUCGCCCGCCGAGGCCUCGGGGCUGCGUGCCCAGGACCGCAUUGUGGAGGUGAACGGGGUCUGCAUGGAAGGGAAACAGCACGGGGAUGUGGUGUCGGCCAUCAAGGCAGGCGGGGACGAGACCAAGCUUCUGGUGGUGGACCCCGAAACGGAUGAGUUCUUCAAGAAGUGCAGAGUGGUCCCCGCCCAGGAGCACCUUAAUGGUCCUUUGCCUGAACCCUUCACCAACGGGGAGAUCCGGAAGGAGAACAUUCCGGUAGCCCCGGCGGAGCCAGCCACCGAGAGCCUUAAGCCAGCCUUGGCGAGGUCCGCCUCCAGUGACACCAGUGAGGAGCUGAAUUCCCAAGACAGCCCCCCGAAACAGGAUGCCACGGCCCCCUCGUCUACCUCCUCUUCCUCCUCGGACCCCAUCCUGGACUUCAGCGUCUCCCUGGCGGUGGCCAAAGAGAGGGCGCACCAGAAACGCAGCUGCAAGCGAGCCCCGCAGAUGGACUGGAGCAAGAAAAACGAACUCUUCAGUAACCUCUGAGCACCUCACAGAGCCCCCUUUCCCACCCACCCCCCACUCACCCCCGAAUCUAUGCACCAAUCAGCACCAACAUCUACUCUUUAGGAGAAUCUGAUUUUUUUUUUCUUGGUUUUAUUUCCUUCAAAACUGUACUCUUUUAAACUUACCUCCAGGAAAAUGCCUGUGUCCAUCCUGCCCCAAUCAAAAAGCAGGUGUCCCCCCCCCCCAAAUUCACCCCUCAACGGCUCCCUAACCCCCAACAAGGCCACCCUACCCGGGAUAUUGUUGGCAUCUACAAUCCAGGACCAUGGGACCCUGCUGGGGAUGAGGGUCAGGGCGGAUCAAGGACAAGCUGAAAACUGCUCCACACCAGGACAUGUGAUCAUUUUGCGGGGAGUGGUUUGGAGGGUCUUUUUCCUGAUUUUAGUGGAUGUGAUUUUCUCCCCUGGCAGCGGUGCCACCUUUGCAUUUCUGCCCCACUUGCCCAUCUCUGAGCCAGGGCACCGCACUGUAAAGAACUUGGUCCAAAAUUCAGCUGUUUUCUUGAAAA